AUGGAUGGAAGCAGCGGCGACGAGAGCACGACCAGCGACUCCCCAUCCAUCGGGCGGAAGCUACCAUCGUCUCGUUUCAAGGGAGUGGUUCCACAGCCCAACGGGCGGUGGGGUGCCCAGAUCUACGAGAAGCACAAACGCGUGUGGCUCGGCACUUUCAACACCGAGGACGAGGCCGCCCGAGUGUACGACACCGCCGCGCUGCGCUUCCGCGGCCGUGACGCCGUCACCAACUACAGCCUUACGCCUGGCGACUGCGUGGAGGAGACCUUCCUAGCCUCCCGCUCCAAGGCCGAGGUCGUCGACAUGCUCCGCAAGCACGCCUACGAGGACGAGCUCGAGCAGUGCCGCCGCCACGGGGCCAGCAGAGGCUCCUCCGCCCCUCGCGACCACCUCUUCGAGAAGAUCAUGACUCCCAGCGAUGUCGGGAAGCUUCGCCUCGUCAUCCCCAAGGAGCACGCGGAGAAGCACUUACCCCUCAAAAACAACAACAGUUCCAAGGGGGUUCUGUUGAAUUUCAAGGAUGGAGGGGGAAAGGUGUGGCGGUUCAGGUACUCGUACUGGAGCAGCAGCCAGAGCUACGUGCUAUCCAAUGGCUGGAGCGGCUUUGUCAAGGAGAAGAAACUGAGGGCCGGGGACGUUGUAACUUUCCAGAGGUCGGAGGGUCAGCUCUACAUCUGUGCGAAGUGUAAAAGCGGUGCUGGCACGGGCCGGGUAGUAAGGCUGUUUGGAGUCGACAUAUUCGAGAAGAACGACGGCAACUGCGGUUGGUCGGACGACGAUGAUGAUGAUGAUGAUAUGGUGAGUCUGGAGUUAGGGUUUUUGAGGUUGAGUCCCAGGAAAAAGCUAAGGUAUAUUGAUGCCUUGUGA
Messenger RNA from Striga hermonthica, 870 nucleotides. Lineage: Eukaryota; Viridiplantae; Streptophyta; Magnoliopsida; Lamiales; Orobanchaceae. The record is from the annotation of a GenBank genome assembly.